AUGGGAUGGGAAGAAAUGGAAGGCGGACCGAAGGAGAAGAACAAGCUAUUCGCCAUAUCCGUCCACAAGGCAGCCGACGCAAAUGGGCAAGUCAUCUUUGAUGCAUGGCGGGACCUCGGACAUCGAUUUUCGCUCGCACGGGAGCACGCCCGCCAGGUAGCACCAAUAUAUGUGCUCUGA
This is a messenger RNA of Sparassis crispa, 180 nucleotides long. RefSeq lists its product as hypothetical. The record is from RefSeq and is a predicted model, not a curated record. The transcript has a single exon. The coding region runs from base 1 to 180 and encodes 59 amino acids. Lineage: Eukaryota; Fungi; Basidiomycota; Agaricomycetes; Polyporales; Sparassidaceae.